AUGGUGGCCUUCAUCGGAGCGGUCAUCUGCAUCAUCGCGGCUGUCCACACCGGCUCCUCCGGGGCCGCCGCGGCGCAGCGACAGCCCGCGACCGACAACCAGUCGCUGUUCCCGGACACGGGAGCCCAGACCCCCGCGGUGGGGGGGGCGGGGGGCUCCGCGGCCCGGCCCGGGGCUCUGGGCGCUCUCCACGGUUCUGAAACGCCCGACUCCGAAGCGCCCACUUUCCGCGUCGGGCUGGACGGGGUCACCGGGCUCACCGGACACGACCCGGCGGUCAGUCGGCUCAUCUGCACCCCGAUCCCCGCCGGAGAGUGCGACCCCAGAAACUUUCAGCAGCAGCAGGCGGACGACCCGACGCUUUACGCCGGGGAGGACUGGGGCUACCUCCGCACCGCUGCGGAGGAGCUCCGGCAGACCGUCCUGCAGCAGAAGGACCAGAUAUCCACCGACCAGCGGACCAUCAGGGAGCUGGCCGGGAAGCUGUCCGAGUGUGAGAAGGGGCUGGGCGGAGGGAGCACCAGCAGCAGCAGCGCGGAGAGACGGGGCCGAGGCGCGGAGGAGAAGGAGGAGGAGGGUGAGGAGGAGGAAGGCGCACACCUGAGGAGGGUCAUGGUGCGGGACAGCCCCGCUUCUGCGUCCGACGGUGUCCACCUGCUGACCGUCAGAGCCGUGGACGAGCUGGAGCAGGCCAUCACUCAGCUCAAAGACCGCAUAGAGAGACUGGAGUCAGACAUCGGCCCAUUUCCGCACAACCGGACCGACAGCGGCGUCUCGGAGCCCAGGGAAGACGAGGUGUCUGGUGGCCCAGAAAGGGCCUCUGAUCCAGGGCACGGAGCCGGGGCCCACAGACCCUGGAGGAUUGAAGACUUGGAAGGGGAGCUGGGGAGGAAGGUGGAGCUUCUGGAGAAAGAGAGAAAAGCCCUGAGGCUGGAAACGGAGAGACACCGGCAGGAAAUCGACCAGGGCAUCAAUAAACUACACCACCGACUCUCAGGCCUGGAGGAAGGUGCUGCGGGGCACUCUUUCCCAGAGGGCUACAGGCUGUCCUUUCCAGCCCGGACGAACUACAUGUUCGCUCUCGUGAAGCACGCCAUCCCCCCGCUGCGGGCCUUCACCGCCUGCCUGUGGCUGCGGCCCGCCGCCGCCGGCAUCGGCACCCCUCUGUCCUACGCCGUCCCCGAGCAGCCCAACGAACUGGUGCUCCUGCAAGGCCUGCACACGCCCGCCGAGCUGCUCAUCAACGACAAGGUGGCCCAGCUGCCUCUGAACCUUUCCCGAGGCAGCUGGCAGCACCUCUGCGUGAGCUGGACCCAAAAGGGGGGAGCCUGGCAGGCCUACCAAGGCGGGAAGCUGAGGGGGGAGGGCCAAGGGCUGGCCGCCGGACACCACAUCAGACCUGGAGGAGUGCUCAUUCUGGGGCAAGAGCAGGAUUCCCUGGGUGGAGGUUUCGACUCAUCCCAGGCACUGGUUGGAGAGCUGUCCCAGGUGGGUCUGUGGGACAGAGUCCUGUCCCCCGGCCAGGUGGCCACCCUGGCACGAUGCAACAGAGUGACCCAAGGCAGUGUGGCCCCCUGGUCCGAGAACGGGGUUGAAGCAUAUGGAGGAGCAACCAAAGACCCGGGGGAGCCUUGCAGUAAGCACAGCAGGAGCUCCCAGUGA
This is a messenger RNA of Menidia menidia (Atlantic silverside), 1662 nucleotides long. NCBI's taxonomy places the organism in Eukaryota, Metazoa, Chordata, Actinopteri, Atheriniformes, Atherinopsidae. The record is from the annotation of a GenBank genome assembly.